Lithohypha guttulata is the source of this 540-nucleotide messenger RNA. RefSeq lists its product as uncharacterized. The transcript has a single exon. Bases 1 to 540 code for a protein of 179 amino acids. The record is from RefSeq and is a predicted model, not a curated record. Lineage: Eukaryota; Fungi; Ascomycota; Eurotiomycetes; Chaetothyriales; Trichomeriaceae.
AUGCCGCCCAGAACGCGAAAGGCUGCGGUCACAGCUGCCGCUGUCAACGAUGUCUCAAUUCCAAAGGAUGAGCCGCCGCCAUACACACCCUCCAACGAUUCUCACAUCCUCUUCAGACAGGCCUGCAAACACCUGCAUAAACCAGCUUCAAUCUCAAACACCACAGGCGAGCUCUCUGAAAACCUCAAGGCAGGCCUCAACCUUCUCUACGACGCCGUAAACCUACCUUCCAUCCACCAAUACCCCAUAUUACAUGCAAUGACACAUGCCCUCAUUGGAGUAAACACGCCUAUCAAAAGAAGCGACAACAGUGCUUCCAAACAUGUACACCUGGACAAAGCUGCUGACCUUCUCCACAAAAUCAGGCACGACGAUGAUUGUCAGGGCUGCAUAUGGUAUCGAACGAAGGCUGAACAGGGUAAGAUGAACACUGAAGACACGAACAAGUGUGCAGGACUUGUCAGAUUGGAAAAAGUGCUGUUGAAGGAGCAUCGGUAUUUGGCGCUGUUUGGUUGGAUGAAUGCUACAUUAGUGGAAUGA